GGCCGCGGGACGGGGCCCGGCGCCGCUUCCGGGCCGCGCGCGCCAUGGAGCCGGCCGAGGCGGAGUUCCUGGCCGAGAAGGAGCUGGUGACCAUCGUGCCCAACUUCAGCCUCGACCGCAUCCACCUCAUCGGGGGAGACCUGGGCCCUUUCAAUCCUGGUUUGCCAGUGGAGGUGCCUGUCUGGUUGGCCAUUAACCUGAAGCAGAGGCAGAAGUGUCGGCUGGUUCCCCCAGAGUGGAUGGAUGUUGCAAAGCUGGAGGAAAUCCGGGACCAGGAGCGUAAAGAGGAGACCUUCACCCCCAUGCCCAGCCCCUACUACAUGGAGCUCACAAAGCUGCUGUUAAACUAUGCCUCAGACAACAUCCCCAAAGCUGAUGAGAUCCGGACUCUGGUGAAGGACACGUGGGACACUCGAGUGGCCAAGCUGAGGCUGUCAGCAGACAGCUUCAUCCGGCAGCAGGAGGCUCACGCCAAGCUGGACAACUUAACCUUGAUGGAGAUCAACACGACCGGGACGUUCCUCACUCAAGCCUUAGACCAGAUGUACAAGCUCCGCAGCAACCUGCAGCCUGGGCAGGGUGCCCAGUCCCAGGACUUCUGAGAACCGCCCCCCAAAACCCUUCCCAGCAGAGGGCAGCGGCUGGAGCCGGCUCCUCUCCCUCUGCCCACACAGAGCUCCGGGCGCUUGUACUUCCCCGAGGGAACUUCUGAGGGCAGCACAGGCCACACGCAGCCGGCUCCAUUUCUGUCCCAGCCUCCCAUGCUGGGGCAGGGAGAGGUUUGUGCUCUGCUGGGAGAAGGCUCCAUCUGCCCAUCUGCUCUGUGGACAAGGACAAAAGGAAAGGGUUUUGCCCCUCUCCAGAGCCAGGCUGAUGUGUAAUAUCCAGCUGAUUGCAGCCCCCUGGGUGAGAACAGGAAUGAGAGAGAUGGGGCUGAGCAGUUGGGGGGAGGUUUGUGUCUGGUUUUCUUUCCCAGCCCUUCAUGGGCUCUGCAUUGCCUUUCCCAACAGCCCCACUGCUCUGGGGGAAGAACUGGGGGGAAAUUGGUCCAGAAAAAGGUGAUAGUGAGGAGAGAGGUUCAGGCCAGGAGCUGCUCCAGCACCAGGCUCCUGCCCAGGGAAGGUGCUGCUGCUGGUGUUUCAACCCCUAGAGCAGGGAAAGGGAAGGGAAAGGGAAAGGAAAGGAAAGGAAAGGAAAGGAAAGGAAAGGAAAGGAAAGGAAAGGAAAGGAAAGGAAAGGAAAGGAAAGGAAAGGAAAGGAAAGGAAAGGAAAGGAAAGGAAAGGAAAGGAAAGGGCAAGGGCUGAGGUGAGCAGCAGCAGUGCUCAGAUGAAAGGGGCUGGGCCAGAGGCUGCCAAGGCAAUGGGGGAUUUCACAAAGAUUAGACUAAGUUCUGUCACAAGGGCAUUUUUGCUUUUUAAUCUGGUUGGUUUGGGGUUUUGUUUAGGUGAAGGCACUGGGGGGGGCAGGGAGAGGGGUUCAGGGCAAGGAGGGAAUGUAGAGCAGCCAGCAGUCACCUCUUCCCUGGCUGUGAGGGGGUCUCGGGGAAUUUCAUCAUUAAUCAAUAAUUGGAACAUGAACAUCCUUGAAAAAAGCCUCCCUGAGGAAUCUGGGUUAAAAAUGGCACCAUGUGGUACCAAACCUGACCCCCUUCCCCCCAGAGGGACCCAGUGUGGGCAGGGAGCUGCUUCCUGGGGCUCAGGAUUGUGGGGGAGUGUGUGACACACAAAACCACCCCAGUGCCCCUCCCAGCCCAAACCCUCCCUGUGUGUCUGGAACCCCUCCCCAGUGCUGUGACCCCCCCUCAACUGCCCAGGAAAAGCCCCAGAACCCAACAGAAAAGGGUUAAAACACAACAACCCCAAAGCCCAGGGGCUGAGGGAGGUGGGAGGGCUGAGCUUCAGCUUCCUCAGGGAUGUUGGAGGUGGGAAAAGAGCAGCCCCCCACCUUGGAAAAUGAAGGAGGGGAGGGUUGGAUGUUGUCUGUUUAACUUCUUUCACUUCAGUCUCUGUCCUGAGCAGCAGCAGCACAAACACUCAACAGCCUGUUAAAUCCUUUUGCCAAGGGAAAGAAAACAACCAAGAGGAAAGGAAAUUAAGGCCAGG
Messenger RNA from Colius striatus (speckled mousebird), 2103 nucleotides. It is a transcript of the gene GINS2, whose product is annotated as GINS complex subunit 2. NCBI's taxonomy places the organism in Eukaryota, Metazoa, Chordata, Aves, Coliiformes, Coliidae. The record is from RefSeq and is a predicted model, not a curated record. Bases 45 to 602 code for a protein of 185 amino acids. The transcript has 5 exons. Gene Ontology annotation, biological process: double-strand break repair via break-induced replication; DNA replication. Gene Ontology annotation, cellular component: GINS complex; nucleus.